AUGACCUCCUCCCUUCCCCAGAUCCCUGCUUUGGACGACACAUUCGGCGCCUUGGUAAUUGGCACCUUCCUCGGCCUUAUCCUGUAUGGGAUCUCGCUCAAUCAGAUAUACGCAUACUUCGGCUCCUAUGCGAACGACAAGCUUGGGCUGAAGCUCCUAGUGGCAACGAUUCUUGUGCUCGAGACCUUGUACACGAUCACCACAGCGCACAUAUGCUACCACUACCUGAUCAUCAAUUACUUCAACCCCGCGAACCUCGUUGUCAGUGUUUGGUCCCUCAAUCUGAUUCCCGUAGAAACUGGCCUGUUGGCGUUCGUGACACAAUGCUUCUACGCCCGGCGGCUGUUCCUGGUCGGCCGACAGUAUUGGCCCAUAGUCCUCAUCGUGAUCGCGAUCUUGCUUGUCGAGCUAGGCUUCUAUACAGCUGCCACCUAUAUCGCCUGGACGUCGGGAUCAUUCGCGAUUUUGACCGACAUUGAGUGGAUGCUCACAUGUGGUACCUCGUUAGCCUUGGCGGCCGAUACUAUCCUCGCGGGCAUGCUGGUGAAGGUGCUACGAGACAGCCGCACUGGAAUCACCAAGACUGACACGAUGCUGAACGUGAUCAUCAUGUACACCGUGAACACCGGCUUGCUGACCAGCAUCUUCGCACUCGUCUCUGUGGUCUUGGCGGUCAAGUACCCACACAACCUGUGGAACGCCAUAACCGGGUUCCCCAACAUCCGGCUCUACUCCAACUGUAUGCUCGCCGCCCUGAAUGCGAGAAAGUCGCUCGUCGAGCGCGGGAUGGGUGUACACACGUCGAUCAGCGGCGCCCCGUCGCAGCCCUCCAUAUCACUUCGGGUAUUCUCCUUCCAGAGGCGCGCCGUCGAGACGAAGAACGUCGAUUCCAGCAACGGAGCUCAGCAAACCCAGGACGACGUCUUUCGCAACCGCUCCCUCCCGGCAUUCAGUGCUGUCAAGUAUGACCACUGA
Epithele typhae is the source of this 975-nucleotide messenger RNA. RefSeq lists its product as uncharacterized. The coding region runs from base 1 to 975 and encodes 324 amino acids. NCBI's taxonomy places the organism in Eukaryota, Fungi, Basidiomycota, Agaricomycetes, Polyporales, Epitheliaceae. The record is from RefSeq and is a predicted model, not a curated record. The transcript is spliced from 21 exons.